AUGUCUCCAGAACCGGCACGCAACUCUGAUCUGACAGGACCUGCCUUUACCUACACAGAGGUCCCGUUAGAAUCCCCACAUUCAACUACUCGCAUGAUACGCCUUCUGCCGAAUAAAGAUAAAGAUGCAGAAAUCGAAUGCGAACUCUUCAACUAUGACUUAACGUCAGGCGGCGGCGCGGAUUCGCACCUCUACGAGGCCCUUUCCUACGUAUGGGGAAGUAACACGAGAUCUCGAACAAUUGUAUUGAACAGCUGCGUGUUCCCCGUAACGGAAAACCUCUACUUUGCGCUGUCACGUCUCCGAAAUCGGCAGCUUGGGAGAGUACUGUGGGUUGAUGCGAUUUGCAUCAACCAGGAUGAUCUAAACGAGAAGACCGAGCAGAUCCCACUUAUGCGGACGAUAUAUGCACAGGCCCAACAUGUCACUGUUUGGCUUGGAGAGGCUUAUGAAGAUGGUGACAAAGCGCUUGAAGCCCUUCGCUGCCUAGCGGAAGGGCAGGAUGUAGAUAUUAGGGGGUGUGGGGCACUAUGUGUGAAGUUGUUCGAAAGAGCUUGGUUUCGCCGUAUUUGGGUACUUCAGGAAGUUGGUGUCGCACGGCAUAUCUAUAUUAUGUGUGGCUCUGCGCAGAUAAACGGACAUGCUUUUUGUGAAGGCCUCAAGAAAUUGGAUCGUCUUCUGGAUUGUCAAGAAAUGAUAGGCUCAGUCGCGUUUCUUAUCAAGGGGGCGCUUCUCCGGCCAAAGUAUGAGCCUGGAUCACGAGGAACUUUUACUAUUGGGGAGCUUGUUGGCAUGUACUGCUACCACAAUGCUACCGAGCAGCAUGACAAAAUAUUUGCACUUCUAGGUUUAAGUGCUGACCCUAUCACACCCGCUCUAACGCCGAACUAUGCCCUACCCUGGUACGAGGUGUUCAAGCAAGUUACCAAUCACAUUUUUCCAGGAUGUUCUGUGGAGACAUGGCCUGAAUCAGAUAUAGCCAUUAUCAAAGGCAGAGGCUGGACUCUAGGCUAUAUUCGCUCUGUACAACACGUAUCAGACUUCGGCCAUCAAAAAGUGAAAAUGUACUUGAAUGACACUGCCCGCUCAAUCGGGUAUCAGAGUAACUGGGAUGGUUGGGAACUCCAGACAUUUGCACAGUUCUUCAAUCCUGGUGAUGUUAUUUUCCUUCUACAAGGGGCUUCGAGACCAAGUAUCAUUAGGCUCUGCAGAGACCAUUUCAGGAUAGUCACACCUGCCGUGACCCUUUGCAAAACGCGUCCUAGAGAGUCUCUAGGAGGAGAAUCCGAGGAUUGGCAUGCACAGGGUAGACCGAGUGACAUCCUAUUGGCGUGGAGGUUUCCUCUGAACAAUAACACUAGGCUUCAAUGCUGGCCCAAAGCAGAGCUCCUCGAUAUGGUCCUAGCCUAUCAAGAACAGUCCUUGGAGGCGGAGUAUAGUCGAAAGUAUAUUACCAGGAUUAUGACAGGUAUUUUCAUGGAAGCAUUCGAUGUAAAAAAGCCAGAAUAUGAGGAUAUAGCGCACCUUCUCAUCUCCAGUGGUACAGAUGUUUCAACUGCUUCAGAGUUGACUAAGGCUUGUGCAGACGAUUUUGAAUACCCUCCUUCCAGGAUUAUGCGAAAAUUCUUUCAAAGUGGGCAAGACGAUCUGUCAAUUUCUGAGGAAAUGGUCAAAGCAGUGGCAGAGAAUAAAGGACCAUGUGGCUAUAUAAUUAUGGAGCUCCUUUUCCAGCUUCAAGGGUCCAGUCUUCCCAUCUCUGAAGAAGUGGUUGAGGCAGCAGCAGGAAACUCUGGAAGGUAUGGAGAUCAGGUUCUGAAGGCUAUCUAUCGCCACCGUGGAGAGUCCUUCCCGGUUUCCAAAGAGGUGGUCAGGGCGGUGGCAGGGAAUACUGGAGGAAAGGCAACCAAGAUAUUGAAAUUCCUCUUCAAAGCACGAGGGAAAGCCCUUCCAGUCUCUGAAGAAGUACUCAAAGUGGCAGCAGGAAAUUAUAAUAAGGGAUAUAAGAUUAUGAACUUACUUUUUGUACAGAAAGGGGGAAGACUUCCAGUGACUGAAGAAGUGGUCAAGAUAGCAGCAGGGAAACCCGAAGGAUAUAUGCUACUAAAAUUACUCAUUCCGCAUAGAGGGGAAAGCAUUCCUAUCUCUGAGAAAGUGGUCAAGGCAGCAGCAGGAAAUGGGGACAGUGGGCGUGAAGUUAUAGAGCUUCUUUUCCAACAGGAAGGAGGGAAACUUCCAGUGACUGAAGAAGUGGUUAAGACAGCAGCAGGGAAUGGGGACAGUGGGCGUGAAGUUAUAGAGUUUUUUUUCCAACAGGAAGGGAGGAAACUUCCAGUGACUGAGGAAGUGAUUAAGACAGCAGCAGGAAAUGUUUGGCUUGGACAUGAGAUCAUGAAAAUAUUCUUUCAACAGAAAGGGGAAAGGCUUCCAAUCUCAGAGGAAGUGAUUAAGGCAGCAGCAGGAAAUAAGGUCAGUGGGCGUGAAGUUAUGGAGCUCCUUUUCCAACAGGAAGGGGGGAAACUUCCAGUCUCUGAGGAAGUGAUUAAGGUAGCGGCAGGAAAUUCAACAUCUGGGAGUAGGGUGCUGGAAGUACUCUUCCAACAAAAAGGGGAAAGACUUCCAGUGACUGAGGAAGUGGUCAAGAUAGCAGCAGAUAAUGGGGACAGUGGACAUGAACUUAUGGAGGUCCUCUUCCAACAGAAAGGGGAGAUGCUUCCAAUCUCAGAAGAAGUGGUUAAGGCAGCAGCAGGAAAUGUUUGGCUUGGACAUGAGAUUAUGAAAAUAUUCUUUCAACAGAAAGGGGAAAGACUUCCAAUCUCAGAGAAAGUGGUUAAGGCAGCAGCAGGAAAUAAGUACUAUGGAUAUCAUGCCAUGGAGUUACUCUUUCAACAAAGAGGGGAAAAACUUCCAGUCACUGAAGAAGUGGUCAAGACAGCAGCAAUGAAUAAGACACUGGGAGUUAAAAUCUUGGAAUAUCUCCUGCAACAGAAAGGGAGAAGCGGACUUCCAGUGACCGAGGAAGUACUCAGAGCAGCAGCGGAGAAUACUAAAUGCGGAGCAAAGAUCCUGGAAAUUUUGCAGCCGGAAAGAAGCCUUCAGACGACGGUUACUGAAAGUCCAGGAAGCUCGGAAAGUUCGCUGUCAUCGGAUGAAUCGGACGAAGAAGAUUAA
Messenger RNA from Aspergillus vadensis CBS 113365, 3168 nucleotides. Its product is annotated as HET domain-containing protein. The transcript is spliced from 2 exons. The record is from RefSeq and is a predicted model, not a curated record. The coding region runs from base 1 to 3168 and encodes 1055 amino acids. Lineage: Eukaryota; Fungi; Ascomycota; Eurotiomycetes; Eurotiales; Aspergillaceae.